This is a messenger RNA of Xenopus tropicalis (tropical clawed frog), 1696 nucleotides long. RefSeq names its product voltage-dependent anion channel 1 (gene vdac1). The record is from RefSeq and is marked provisional. Gene Ontology annotation, biological process: transmembrane transport; monoatomic anion transmembrane transport. The coding region runs from base 23 to 874 and encodes 283 amino acids. The transcript has 9 exons. Gene Ontology annotation, molecular function: voltage-gated monoatomic anion channel activity. NCBI's taxonomy places the organism in Eukaryota, Metazoa, Chordata, Amphibia, Anura, Pipidae. Gene Ontology annotation, cellular component: mitochondrial outer membrane; membrane raft; plasma membrane.
CAGCCUCUCAGCUAGGAAGAAAAUGGCCAUACCUCCGGCAUAUGCUGAUUUAGGAAAGUCUGCCCGAGACAUCUUCACUAAAGGAUAUGGAUUUGGGUUCAUUAAACUUGAUUUGAAAACGAAAUCAGAAAACGGACUGGAAUUUACAAGCUCAGGAUCAGCGAAUGCAGAGACUAACAAAGUUGCUGGCAGCUUGGAAACCAAAUACAAAUGGGCAGAAUAUGGCCUUACUUUCACAGAAAAGUGGAAUACAGAUAACACAUUAGGGACAGAGAUCACUGUAGAAGACCAGCUUGCAAAGGGUCUGAAGCUGACAUUUGACUCUUCAUUUUCUCCUAACACAGGAAAGAAGAAUGCAAAAGUCAAGACUGCAUACAAGCGAGAGCACCUUAACAUUGGCUGUGACAUGGAUUUCGAUAUUGCUGGCCCAUCAGUGCGGGGAGCUGCAGUGUUUGGCUAUGAGGGAUGGUUAGCUGGCUACCAAAUGACUUUCGAAUCCUCAAAGUCCAGAGUCUCCCAAAGCAACUUUGCAGUUGGAUACAAAACUGAUGAAUUUCAGUUGCAUACCAAUGUAAAUGACGGUACAGAGUUUGGUGGUUCUGUAUAUCAGAAGGUUAAUGAUAAACUGGAAACUGCAAUCAACCUUGCAUGGACAGCAGGAAACAGCAAUACACGCUUCGGAAUAGCAGCCAAAUAUCAAAUCGAUAGUGAUGCUUCGUUUUCAGCUAAAGUGAAUAAUUCAAGUCUUAUUGGUUUAGGAUACACUCAGACUCUUAAGCCUGGUAUCAAAUUAACGUUAUCCACAUUGCUCGAUGGCAAGAACAUAAAUGCCGGAGGUCACAAACUGGGUCUAGGACUGGAAUUUGAAGCAUAAAGAUGUCCUAUAGAACAAUUGCAUUGUCCCGAUGUUCUGCAACAUAGAAACCAUAAAAUUUUAGUGCACCUUGUAUGUUCUGUGUCUGGUAUGCAAACAACCCACUAUGUCGAUUACUAUUGAUUCCCUGGAAAAACAAACACAAGUGUGUGUGACAGAGUUAUUGCUGCUGUGAGAAAUGGUGAGAGAAACUCUAGGGUACAGAUUUUACAAAUCCAGGCCAGCCUGGAAAUACUUCAUAGCUGCUUAUUUAUACACGUGUUGCUAAACAACAGAGUAUUAAAGGCCUUUUUUUUAAUAACCUAUAGAGCAGAAUUUAUUGACACUACUAACGGACUUUUAGAUGAAACAAACAAUUCCUUUAGUAAGAAUUCAUUGUUCGGAACUAGGAAGUUACGGUCCUGCAUCAACAUCACGGGUGCAGGAUCAGAGUUUUGUCAUAUGCACAACGUGUAUAUUUAGCACUUGAACAAAGCAGGGACUUAAAGUGAACUAUUUCAUACACUGUUAAAAGUCUUAUUAAAAAUGUGUUUAUUAUAAAUAUCUGUAGCCCAUAAGAAGAUAUCCCAUAUUAUCGGUGCACACAAAGAACGAGCCAGUGACAAUACUUGAUUCCCUUCCCAUAAAGAGUACUGGACAGCUUGACAGAGCCAUAUGCAAGGGAAGAAUCUUUUAUUCUUUAUACACAUACUUACAUGUUUGAUUGGUUUUUACCCUACCCCAGUUUUAUUUUCAUUUUUUAGAAAAUGUAGUGUCUUCCAUUCUGUAGAUCCCUGAUACUGUUCACAACAUCACCUGUAAUAAAGUCCGAGUACAAGAUAA